AUGGCCGAUGUAGCGGUGACUGAGACCACUGUACACGACCAGCAUCCAGCAUCUGGCAAAGUCUUUCCUGAAGAAGAAGAAUUCACUGCUGGCGUUGGAGACUCGCUACAGCGCUUCGACACCAUACCCGACCUAGCUCCUCCAAUAAACAAGAAGCGUAGGAGAACAGGUGCUUCGUGGGCCUCCAAGCUAUCGGCUGCUCUCUCUUCGCCCUUUGCUCGUAUGGCCAACUGUGGGCCAGUAUUCACACGCCAGCGGAAAUCAAACGCUGUAUUCAGGGUCGAGUACGCUUGCAAAGGAGCUGGUAUAAACGCACCUUCGAGGGAAGAUCGUGUAGUUGUCAUUGAGGACUAUGAGAGCUUUGUACGAGACGGAUACGCAGCAUACGACACUAGGAAAUUCGGUGAUGUAAAGCCUGGACCACCGCCAUCUUCAUCAUUCAAGACACCUGAAAUAACAGGGAGCCAUCCAGAACAAACUCCAGUAGAAAACUUCAAACUAUUCGCCGUAUUCGAUGGUCACUGUGGAGCCAUAGCUUCGACAUUCAUGCAGUAUCGAUUCCCAUAUGAACUCGCUGGCACUACCGAGUUCCACAAUGGCGAUUAUAAACAGGCUCUAACUGUAGCCUUCCAACGGGCUCAUGCGGCCUUGUUAGAAUGUAAAUCAUAUGCUCCUGAAGCUCCAUCCAAUGACUUCUCAUCUGGUUGUACCGCCUCGGUUGUCCUCGUUACUCCAACAGUCACCUACUUUGCUAUGGUUGGCGAUUCACCCAUCAUGAUUUGGAAGCAAAAUCAACCCAAUCCUGAAUUGCUAUUUAAGGAACACGAUGCUGGUAUGCUGUUUAUCUUGAUACUUGUGGGAAAAACUGUCAUUGAAUUGACAAUACUUAAAACUGCUUUAUUAGACAACCCAAACAUCUUCCCCCAAAUUGUUGGAUCCAACAUGUUCCUUGUCAUGGUCCGUGAAGUAGAUCUUCAUAAUGUAUACUACAUAGUGACCAGUGCAGGAAUGAGAGCAAAACUAUUGGACUUGGCAGCUGCAUCAUCAGCCGAUGAACAUGAUUCGGUAGUAGUAACACCUCAACCCAAUGGUGUGAGUGUCGUCGUACCCGAAGACGUUGAAGAAUCCAUAGAUUCAGAUGAACAAGGAAAAGAUACAGCAGUCAUGGAAAAAGAUGGUGAUACUGAAAAGACAAUGAUUCAUGACGAGAAAGCUCUUGAAGCCAUCAAACCUCCUGAGUUCUCAGCUAUACCAGGAGCUGACGAAGAAGACGAAGAAAUACAGUUUGAUGACUUGCGUAUUGGAAUGUCGGCUCUGAAUGUAUUUGGGACGUUGGGGGAUUCAUUCUAUGAUCCUCAAGUCUUUAAUACAUUUAUCGAUGAGCUAGUAGUAUUCCGGCAAGACCGUGUAUGGAGAUAUAAUAACCAUGUAGAAAAAGUAAAAACAAACCCCGCUGAACUAGAUCCAAAGAAACGACGAUCAACUGGUGAUGGCACGUCACGUAAAACACCCAAACGAAAUCGUAAAGACACUCCCGAAAGCACCGUCCCUAUAAGUAGCAGUGUAUCACCAACAAUAGGUACCACCCCCGAUGGAACGACUCCCAUCUCGCCCGUAUCAGCAACUGGUCCACAAGUACCAAGUGUGAAAUUCGCAUUUGAAAAAAUGACAUCGUUGUCGGAUUUGGAAGGUGUAAAUCCCCUAGAAUUCCCAUAUAGCGAGCUACGUGAGUGGAUGUUGGCAAGACCUGCUUGGGGCUUCUUGUCAAAACACUUGUCAUUGCUGAAAAAGGAAACUCAAAUGUCGCGGGUCUUGUUGAGUGCUGUCAGAGGAUUGGAUCAUCGUCAUCAUCUUGCUUCUCCUGGAUUGGUCAGAGUACCUGAUGUGACUUCGAUUCCAAACCACGAAUUACGAUCCUUUGUCGUUGCCUCUGAUGGAGUCAUUCGAUUCUUCAAGAGAUUCAAAAAAGUCUUUCAGGAAAUCAUUAGCCGUAAUGCAGAAACACCUGAAAAAUGUGUGGAAGAAAUGAUGAAUAACCUCAAAUGGCUGCGUGAUGAUCGAUCCAUCAUUGUAUGCCGAUUUGGAAUCAAGCUCCCUCAACCAGUCUAA
This is a messenger RNA of Synchytrium microbalum, 2109 nucleotides long. RefSeq lists its product as uncharacterized. Lineage: Eukaryota; Fungi; Chytridiomycota; Chytridiomycetes; Synchytriales; Synchytriaceae. The transcript is spliced from 4 exons. Gene Ontology annotation, biological process: protein dephosphorylation. Bases 1 to 2109 code for a protein of 702 amino acids. The record is from RefSeq and is a predicted model, not a curated record. Gene Ontology annotation, molecular function: protein serine/threonine phosphatase activity.